Python bivittatus (Burmese python) is the source of this 1714-nucleotide messenger RNA. RefSeq names its product methyltransferase 5, N6-adenosine (gene METTL5). Gene Ontology annotation, molecular function: nucleic acid binding; rRNA (adenine-N6-)-methyltransferase activity. Gene Ontology annotation, biological process: rRNA methylation. The record is from RefSeq and is a predicted model, not a curated record. NCBI's taxonomy places the organism in Eukaryota, Metazoa, Chordata, Lepidosauria, Squamata, Pythonidae.
CACAGCGCUGAGCGCCCGCCCGCCUGCCGGCCGGCCUCCCUCCUUGCUCUGCCCUUUGAGGAGCCGCCUGCCCCCGGGUGAAGAGACGCCUCUGCGCCUGCUGCUUCCACGCCCCGUGCCCGCGCUGGCAAAUACGCGAGAUAUCAGCCGCCCGUUUGUCUCGGGACAGGACCCUCAUCCCAGCGGGUUGAAGGGCCACGUCGAACGGGCGCUUUCCGCGAAAGGCGUCAGUAAGGCUAAGAGCCGCAGAACCCGCGCGCUUGCUCAGGGGUAAGCUUGCCGCUGAGUCCGGCUUUCGUGCGCGCGGAAGGAGGCGCUGGAGUCGCGCCCCCCGUGCGCAGGACCUCGAGGGGCACGUUUUUAGGUAGGUGCCGGUGAGGCCGUUUCGCCGCACGCCAUCGCUGGACAAGUUCUUUUGCCCACCUCCCUGAAAGGAUCGUAAUCGUGUUAAGUAUUGAUUAUGGCUGGGUGAAACUUCAUGAUCGGUGGAAGGAGGAGGGGGUCUACCGAACAGAGCAAGGGCUGCUCAGAAGGCAAGACCAGAAGCUAUUACGGAUGUAGUACGGCACUUAUCUAGUCUUCUUAUAGAGUAAGCUGUUGCUAAAUAGUCAAAGGGCGGGCACUCUAAUAUGAGAAGAUCUUUCUGAUCUGAAACUUUCUCCCAAACUACCUCCAGGCCAAAGGUACAAGUGGCAUCAAUUUCUAGUGAAGAUAGAGGAAGCCGCCUACCGUAUUACAGACUCACAGAGCAAGACUUUUGCAGACAAGUUCUGCUUUACGCUGCGCAUAAAAACACAGACAACUGAGGAAUGCGGAAAUGCAAGAUAAGCCUUAAUGAUGUGAACAGGAAUAAAUUGUAUAAUCUAAGGACAAAUUGAAACAGCAACCAUUAAAAAUAAACAGUUGCUAAGGCGUUGAUCUAAGUGGUCGCUAGGAGUCGAAAACGGCUUGAUGGCACAUAAGGCGUUAAACCCUUGAACAGCAGAGUUACCGAAGGUUAUUUUAGAUCAGUUUACGAGCAUAAUCCUAGCAUGAAGAAGUUAAAGUUUAAAGAACUUGAAAGUUGUUUGCAACAAGUUGAUGUCUUUGAGAAUCCAAAACUCCUGCUUGAACAAUAUCCAACACCGCCACAUAUUGCAGCAUGUAUGCUUUAUACAAUUCAUAAUACAUUUGAUGAUAUUGAAAACAAGAUUGUUGCAGAUCUUGGAUGUGGUUGUGGCAUAUUGAGCAUUGGAAGUGCCAUGUUGGGAGCAGGGUUAUGUAUAGGAUUUGAUAUAGAUGCCAGUGCCCUGGAAGUAUUUAACAGGAAUGCUGAAGAAUUUGACCUCACAAAUGUUGACAUGGUUCAGUGCAAUGUAUGCUCUUUGCCUGACAAAAUGCCCAAAACAUUUGAUACAGUUAUUAUGAAUCCUCCCUUUGGAACUAAGCAUAAUAAAGGGAUGGAUAUGGCUUUUCUCAAAACAGCGCUGCAGAUGGCAAAAAUAGCUGUAUAUUCCUUACACAAAACAUCAACUCGACAACAUAUUCAGAAAAAAGCAGAUGAAUGGAAAAUAGAAAUGGAAGUUUUAGCAGAGCUGAAAUAUGACCUACCAGCAUCAUAUAAAUUCCACAAGAAAAAAUCAGUAGACAUCGAAGUAGAUUUUAUCAGAUUCUCUUGUGAAAAAAAAAAUGAUGGAUGGAGGAAUGACUUAAAACUUCAUUAAAAAUAAUAAAA